Messenger RNA from Danaus chrysippus (African queen), 1545 nucleotides. The record is from the annotation of a GenBank genome assembly. Lineage: Eukaryota; Metazoa; Arthropoda; Insecta; Lepidoptera; Nymphalidae.
AUGGAUCAGUGGCUUAGUGAAGGUUUAUCUAAAAUAUUAGAUUUUGAGGUUCCAGAGGAUUUAAUAAAGUACAUCUUAUCAAUUGAGAAAGAAAGUGAUUUAAAUGAUUACCUUAGAACUUUAUUAGAUUUUGACAAUUCACAACACAAGAACUUCUAUUUAGAAUUGAUAAAGAAAAAAUUUUCCAAUAGAGCUGGAAACCAAUCAAAGCAGCAAAAGAAGAAAAUAUCAAAGAAUAAACAGCAACAAGAGUUUGUUAGUACGGAUAUACCAAAAGAACCAGUUACUGAGAUUGAAAAUAAAUCUAAAAAGAAAACUAAAUAUGUUAACUUAUAUUCACAAGAAGGCAAGAAUGCUCAGGUUGUGUUUUUGAAAGGUCGCCAUCACUGUGACUGUCAAGCUUCUAAACAUGAUUUGGUUAAUAACUGUUUGCAGUGUGGUCGAAUUGUUUGCAAACAAGAGGGCUCCGGGCCUUGUCUGUUCUGUGGGAAUCUUGUUUGUACUCCAGAAGAACAAAGAGAGAUAAACGCAAAAACAAAGUCUAGCGCUAAACUAAUGGAAUCCUUAAUGGAACGGAACCGACCAAAAGGAUGGGAAGCUGCCAUCUCCCAACGGAAUAGGCUGCUUGAAUAUGAUAGAACAAGCGAGCGUCGUACUCGUGUGACAGACGAUGACAGCGAUUACUUUAGCUCGAACAGCGUGUGGCUGAGCUCAUCAGAACGAGAUAAGCUGCAGGCGUACCAGAAGAAGCUGCAUGAAAACAAACACGCGUCCAGACUUAACAAGAAGAUGACCUUCGAUUUCGCUGGUCGUCAAAUAAUCGAAGAGAAGACAUUAGAUCACGAGGUAGAUGAAGACAAGAUCAGACAAAUUACUAGUAAUAAUACAAAUAGCAGUCAGUUUUUGACACCGGAUCUGUUGCUCGACUCGUCGGCCGACAGAGACGUCGCGCCCGGUGUCAACGCGCCAUUGUUAAAGUUCGAUACAUCGGUUGGCGGUCAAAGUAAUAUUGGAGUUUCUCAGUCGUGGGGCGUGACAGGGCGUGUUCAAGACGGACAACUGUUGGAGAUGAGUGACACUGGGCGCUGUCUCUCCAUGCACCAACCCUGGGCCUCGCUACUCGUGGAAGGAAUCAAGAUGCACGAAGGUCGUACUUGGUACACGUCACACCGCGGCCGACUGUGGAUAGCGUCCACGGUGCGCGCUCCCGAAGACAGUGUUGUACGAGCAUUAGAGAAUCAAUACAGUGUGUUGUAUCCAGAGAAGCAAAUAAAGUUCCCGUCCUUCUAUCCCACGGGUUGUCUCCUGGGAUGUGUGACGGUCGACGACUGUCUGUCACAGGAGGAGUACGCCAAGAAAUAUCCAGACGGUGAGAGUGAUAGUCCGUAUGUUUUCAUCUGCUCAAACCCAAUAAGUUUACGACUAAGAUUUCCAAUUAAAGGGCAGCAUAAAAUUUAUACUUUAGAUAAAACAAUCCAUCAGGCGGCAGUCAAAUGUAUACAGCGAAUGGCUAAAUUACAAGCAGAGGAAACUCGUCUGGCAUGA